GACCCAGUGCCGGAACGUUAAGUAGCUUCUCUGCUUUCUUGCCGGAAGGUACUUCAGGUUACAAUCUACGUUUCCGGUUGCCUCCUGCUGGAGGGUUGAAUAUUCAGUGUCCUGAGAGGUCAGAUUGCUGUCAGAUAUGGGCCAUGGUCAUGGACAUGGACAUGGACAUGGACAUAAUAAAAUGGAACUUCCUGAUUAUAGGAAAUGGAAGAUUGAAGGAACACCUUUAGAAGUGGUCCAGGAAAAGCUGGCUGCACGAGGAUUACGGGAUCCAUGGGCCCGCAAUGAAGCAUGGAGGUUCAUGGGUGGCUUUAAACACAAUGUCUCCAUUGUUGGUGCAAUACUGAAAGGAUUCAAGUGGGGGUUUGCUGCCUUUGUGGUAGCUGUAGGGGCUGAGUACUUCCUGGAGUCCCGGAAGGAAGAAAAGAAGCAUCAUUGAAGACAAUGCCUGGAAGGAUUUUAAUGGCCUCUCAACUCAUGUAUCAAACAAGGUGUCUUCGUUGUAUCCUACUUGUUUGUGUGUUUGUCCCUUAAAAGCUACUAGUAAAACUUAAAUGAACAAAGAAAA
Erinaceus europaeus (western European hedgehog) is the source of this 568-nucleotide messenger RNA. It is a transcript of the gene NDUFB3, whose product is annotated as NADH:ubiquinone oxidoreductase subunit B3. NCBI's taxonomy places the organism in Eukaryota, Metazoa, Chordata, Mammalia, Eulipotyphla, Erinaceidae. The record is from RefSeq and is a predicted model, not a curated record. The transcript has 3 exons. Gene Ontology annotation, cellular component: mitochondrion. Gene Ontology annotation, biological process: mitochondrial respiratory chain complex I assembly; electron transport chain. Bases 137 to 439 code for a protein of 100 amino acids.